Lentinula edodes (shiitake mushroom) is the source of this 2093-nucleotide messenger RNA. RefSeq lists its product as uncharacterized. The record is from RefSeq and is a predicted model, not a curated record. NCBI's taxonomy places the organism in Eukaryota, Fungi, Basidiomycota, Agaricomycetes, Agaricales, Omphalotaceae. The transcript has 8 exons. The coding region runs from base 9 to 2057 and encodes 682 amino acids.
CUCUCGCAAUGGCUGCUCAUAUCCCAAGCAUUUCAAACGAGCCGAAGGAGAGAAACCGACAGUUGCUGGAGAUAAUGGCAAAGAAACUUUCGAAGAUGUCGUCCUUCGAGCAAUAUGCGAAUAGACUUGCCAAUUGGGCAAGCGAUCCGAGAGCGUAUUAUGACGAUGUUAAAGAAACUAUAAUCAAGCUGCUGGAGCGCGCGCUCCUCACAAUGCAAAAUGAACUGCGUCUAGAUCCUCGACUACCUUUCAAUAUCCAUCUGUAUUUAGACAAACCUUUCAUCGUUGCGUACAGGACUUUGAUACAGACCGUGUACCGCUUUCGGGAUAAAUUUCCUCGUGAUGGCUUGCGCCUCCAUUCGCGAUUGCAGGCCUUAUAUAUGACCACCACACCUCCGGAUGAAAUCAUAGACGUUGAGGCAACAAACUCGCCUGAUUCCUCCUCCGUGGCUCAGUUUUCUGGCACUGUAUCCUCCUCCUCCAUCAUCUCUACCCCAGUUGAUCCAAUAGUAUCCCCCUCCUACUACGCCCAUCCUCCUCAAUUGCCACCACUUCUUGUUCCUUCACCAAGCGCACCGUCCAUUUCGUUGAAGGAUUCUAUUUCUCCAUCCUUGCACUACAAUAUCGUACCUUCCAUGGCUUCCUUCAUGCACACAGCCAAUUCAGAUCCAAUAAACUCUUCGAUCUCUGUUACUGCCGCUGAUCCGGAGCCUUUGUUAGCCAGUACAACUCCUCAACCUCCCGCAAAACCACCCGCCUCAUCUUUACCUGAAAGACUACAAAGCGAUGAAUCCAUCUCCGCUGUCGCUAAGCCCCGAAAGAAAAAGAGGAAAAAACUCAAUUUAUCUGAAAUGCUCGAUUUGGAUCAAGCAGACCAAGUCGAAAGUCCUACGGGACCAAUUUCAAUUGUGUCGAGCGAAGGGCACGAUUUGAAGGUUGAGGCGAUGGCCUUAGAUCCAGCUGUUAAGUCUUCAGAACCAGAUUUUCCUACCCCUGAUAUGCAAGGAAGCUCUACGGUAGGAAUCAAACGCGCACGGUCAAACUCAAGCUCUAGAAUGCCUGGCUCGCAUUCGCCAAAUUUCUUAGACCGAGUGUUGAAAUGGGAGUCACCAAUCGACCGAACUGAACAUGAACAUCGCCCUUUAUCUAUUGAACCUCAUGAAUCUGCCGCCGCUCAUAUCACCUCCGCUUUGGUUGAAGACAAGGACAAGGAUAGCCCUGAUGCUGAGGAUGCUAUGGAAGUCGAUAUAGAACCAGCUCAAGAUAAUGGGCCUGAGGAUGAGAUCAUGAUGGACGUGAUCAAUAAUAAUCUUCAGACUGUCGAAGCGUCGCUGACCACUUCUGACAAAUUGGAAUCUGUUAAAGCUGUUGAAGUACUGCCACCUACACCUGAUGAAGCUAAUGAUGCAUCAUCGACAACAAUGGCCCUGAACGAUGCACCUCAGCCUAUAAUUAUCAAAACACCUCACAAAGUCUCUCUACCCGAAUUUUCCGGAUUUAGUAAAACACUUAAUACUCGAAAGCAAGAAGGUCUAUCGACGACGGCUCAAAUCGCAAUGCGCUUCACGGUGGAUCGAGAACAGCUCACUUCACUCGAGAACUGGAAUAGAAGAAAUAUCUCUCCGAUUCGUGAAGACAGGAAAGAAACACUUUGCAUUUCCCUGGCGUGUUAUCUUCGAGCAGACAUGGCAAAGAACCCGGGAAACUAUAAUGCCCUGAAAUCCCGGUGGCCUAAGAGGCAUCGACUAGACCUCAACGUCACAAAACAAGAUGGAACUAACAAGACAAUACCUCUUAAUCCUCCGACUGUUUGUACUCCCGAUGGAUUCGUUGACCUAGGUCCAUUCAUCAAACAAGGCGAAAACAUAAUUAAGAUAUCCCAGAAUGGGGAUCUAUCUGCCUAUGUCUUUUGUUUGCAUGUUCAUGACCCUACGCUUGCUCAAAUCCAAAGGCUUAAUCAAGUGUUAGAUGCUAAUAUGGAGUGGGAAAUCUGGUGUAAAUCGGUUUCGAGGCCUCUGAAUUUAGAACCGAGCACUUUCGCACUGCAUGCAUUCUGAAACUUGAGAAUUACACACUUACGUGUAUCCAGGAUC